UUAAUACAAUAUCUCAUAUCACAUUCCUCAAAUCUCUUCAACAUUCAUCAUCAUGAACCCACUAGAUACUACAGAAUUCAAGAAACAAGGUCACAUGAUCAUUGAUUUCCUAGCUGAUUAUUAUGAAAACAUCUCAAACUAUCCUGUCCUAAGUCAAGUAGAACCAAACUACCUCAAAAAACUGUUACCUUCUUUUGCACCUUCAAAUCCUGAACCUAUUGAAACCAUCCUUGAAGAUUAUCAAAAACACAUAAUCCCAGGUAUAACACAUUGGCAAAGUCCAAAUUACUUUGCUUAUUUUCCCUCAAGUGGUAGCACAGCAGGGUUCUUAGGAGAAAUGUUAAGCACUGGAUUGAAUGUUGUUGGAUUUAACUGGAUUUCAUCACCAGCUGCUACAGAACUAGAAAAUGUUGUUAUAGAUUGGCUUGGUGAAAUUUUGAAUCUUCCUAAGAGUUUUCUUUUUAAAAGUGGCGGCGGCGGUGUUUUAUUAGGUACAACUUGUGAAGGUAUUUUGGGAACUUUAGUUGUUGCUAGAGAUAAAAUUCUUAGCAAAAUUGGUAGCGAAAAUGUAGGUAAACUUGUUGUUUAUGGCUCUGAUCAAACACAUUGUGCAGUUCAAAAAGCAGCUCAUAUAAUAGGAAUUAACCCAAAAAAUUUCCGGGCUAUUAAGACUAGUAAGUUAAAUUCCUUCACUUUGUUGCCUGAAUCAUUGUUAUCAACAAUUGAAAAUGAUUUGAAAAAUGGUUUGGUUCCUUGUUAUCUUUGUGUAACUGUUGGCACAACUUCAACGACCGCAAUUGAUCCGGUAGGAAAGUUGUGUAAUGUUGCGAAAGAUUAUGGAAUUUGGGUUCAUGUUGAUGCUGCUUAUGCUGGUAGUGCUUGUAUUUGUCCGGAGUUUAGAUAUUUAAUUGAUGGUGUUGAAGAUGCUGAUUCUUUUAGUCUUAAUGCUCAUAAAUGGUUUUUGACUAAUUUAGAUUGUUGUUGUCUUUGGUUAAAGGAUCCAAAUUCUUUAAUAAAGUGUUUGUCAACGACGAAUUCGGAGUAUUUGGAGAAUAGCGCUUCUGAUUCAAAACAAGUGGUUGAUUACAAAGAUUGGCAAGUAACUUUAAGCCGAAGAUUCCGUGCUUUGAAGGUAUGGUUUGUUCUUAGAAGCUAUGGUGUUGAUAAUCUCAGGAAUUUUUUAAGGAGCCAUGUUGAAAUGGCUAAAACUUUUGAAGGGUUUGUGAAAAUGGACAAAAGGUUUGAAAUAGUUGUACCUAGACAACUUGCUCUUGUUUGUUUUAGGAUUUUACCAAAUGGUAAAAAAAUUGCUAAUGGAAAGGUAACAAAUGGUGAUGUUAAACUAAUUAGUAGUGAAGAUGUUAUUGUUGCUAAUGGAAAGGUAACAAAUGGAGAAGCUAAAUUAAUUAGUAGUGAAGGUGUUAUUGUUGCUAAUGGAAAGAUACAAAAUGGAGGUGUUGAAUUAAUUAGUAGUGAAGAUGUUCUUGCAAAUGAAAUUAAUCGUAAGUUGUUGGAUUCUAUCAAUGGUUCAGGUGAUGUUUACAUGACUCAUGCUAUGGUUGAAGGAGUUUUUGUGAUUAGGUGUGCUAUUGGAGCAACUUUAACAGAGGAAAUGCAUGUGAUUAAGGCUUGGAAGGUUGUACAAGAACAUGCAGAUGUUAUUCUAAAAGAUAAGAAUGGUAGUAUAUUUGUCUAGAAUUGGUCUAUUGGUUACAAUGGUUACAAGUUUGCUAUUAAAAAAGUAAAAUUUGCAUUUAAGUUAGUUUGCUGUUGGUUAGUAGUUGAGCUUAAGGGUUAUGAAUUGUCUUGUUCAUUAAUAUCCUCUGUGUUAUUGUGUUUUCAAGUA
Molecule: messenger RNA, 1846 nt
Organism: Medicago truncatula (barrel medic)
Lineage: Eukaryota; Viridiplantae; Streptophyta; Magnoliopsida; Fabales; Fabaceae
Product: tyrosine decarboxylase 1
Exons: 1
Coding region: 53-1696 (547 amino acids)
Biological process (GO): amino acid metabolic process; carboxylic acid metabolic process
Cellular component (GO): cytoplasm
Molecular function (GO): carboxy-lyase activity; pyridoxal phosphate binding
Source: RefSeq, a predicted model, not a curated record